Asparagus officinalis (garden asparagus) is the source of this 14881-nucleotide messenger RNA. RefSeq names its product sacsin. NCBI's taxonomy places the organism in Eukaryota, Viridiplantae, Streptophyta, Magnoliopsida, Asparagales, Asparagaceae. The record is from RefSeq and is a predicted model, not a curated record. Gene Ontology annotation, molecular function: Hsp70 protein binding. The coding region runs from base 186 to 14474 and encodes 4762 amino acids. The transcript has 14 exons.
UUCAACAAAGGUCAGAACGACGAACGACGACAACAAAAAUUCCCCUUUCGUCUCUCUCGUACAAUCUCCAUCGUCAACCCCAAACUCCGCUAGGGUUUCUUCCUCCUCCUCCUCCUCUCUCUCUCGCGCUUUCUCUCUACAAUGCGCUCUCAUCUCAAACCCUAAUUCUCUCCCCAUCCCCAGCAAUGGAGCCCUCGCUCCUCGAAGAUUUUGGCCAGCGAGUCGAUCUCACGAGAAGAAUCCGCGAAGUUUUGAUAAAUUAUCCCGAGGGGACUACCGUUCUGAAGGAACUGAUCCAGAACGCCGACGAUGCGGGGGCCACCAAAGUCUGCCUCUGCCUGUCCCACGGCACGGAGUCGCUGCUGUCGGCCGAGCUCGCUCAGUGGCAGGGGCCGGCUCUUCUUGCUUACAAUGAUGCUGUGUUUACAGAGGAUGAUUUUGUUAGUAUUUCGAGGAUUGGGGAUAGUAGGAAGCACGCGCAGGCUUGGAAAACUGGCCGAUUUGGGGUUGGCUUUAACUCGGUUUACCAUUUAACUGAUCUUCCAUCAUUUGUGAGCAACAAGUAUGUCGUCCUAUUCGACCCCCAGGGCGCAUAUCUUCCAAAUGUUUCGGCUGCAAAUCCUGGAAAACGUAUUGAGUAUGUUAGUUCUUCAGCCAUAUCACUUUAUAAAGAUCAGUUUAUGCCAUAUUGUGCUUUUGGAUGUGACAUGUCAAAGCCUUUCCAUGGAACUUUAUUUCGUUUCCCUUUGAGGAGUGCAGAUCAAGCGGCUGGCAGUAAGCUUUCACGGCAAGCAUACUCCACAGAUGAUAUUUCUUAUAUGUUUUCUCAACUCUACAAAGAAGCUAUUUUCAGUCUGCUUUUCCUUAAAAGCAUCAUCUCAGUCGAAAUGUACAUAUGGGAUACUGGUGCAGCUGAGCCACAAAAAAUUUACUCAUGCUCUGUCACGUCGGCUGAUGAAAAUACAGCAUGGCAUCGGCAGGCACUUGUGAGAUUAUCUACUUCAGUGGCAUCUUCUAAUGCGCAGAUGGAUUUCUUUUCACUGGAUUUUCUGAGUGAAGCCACUUCAGCUACAGUUUUAGAGAAGAGAGUUGACAAGUUUUUCAUAGUACAAGGAAUGGCAUCAGCCUCCAGCAAACUUGGUAUGUUUGCUACUAUGGCUGCUAAAGAUUAUGACCUUCACCUAUUGCCUUGGGCAUCUGUUGCUGCACAUAUAUCUGAUAGUUCAUCUGAGGAUACUCUUCUUAAGGAAGGCCUAGCAUUCUGUUUUCUUCCCCUGCCUGUUAGGACAGGGCUGACCGUGCAAGUGAAUGGUUACUUUGAAGUUUCCUCCAACAGACGCAACAUAUGGUUUGGAGUUGACAUGGAUAGGGGUGGGAAACUUCGUUCUGACUGGAAUAGGCUUUUAUUGGAGUAUGGAGUAGCUCCAGCCUUUAGUGAGCUUCUGCUUGCCGCUCGUAAGCUUCUGGGUCCCACUGACCUGUAUUAUUCUUUGUGGCCAAGUGGUGCAUUUGAGGAACCAUGGAACAUAUUAGUGGACUGCAUCUUCAAGAUAAUCUAUUUAAACCCUGUAUUAUAUUCCAAUUCUGGAGGUGGGAAUUGGAUAUCACCAGCUGAAGCAUAUAUUCAUGACAUGAAAUUUUCGAAAAGUAAUGAUCUUAGUGAAGCUCUUGUUUUGUUGGGUAUGCCUAUUGUUCAUUUGCCCAAGGUUCUUAUUGAUAUGUUUUUCAAGUACUUUACCAAUUUUUCGCAGAGGAUGGUUAGUCCUGAAGCAGUACGGAAUUUUAUCAGGAGAUGCCGAACUUUGGAUAUUUUAAGCAGUUCUUACAAGUUUGUUUUGUUAGAAUAUUGUCUUAGUGAUUUGAUUGAUUCUGACGUAUCUAAACAUUCUAAAGGCCUUCCGUUGCUUCCUUUAGCAAAUGGUAAGUUUGGCAAUUUUUCAGAAGCCUCACAAGGAAUAUGCUACUUUAUUUGUGACGAGCUGGAAUAUAAAAUUCUGAGUGUAGUUCCUGAUAGAGUAAUUGACCGCAACAUUCCUCUUCACUUAUUUAGCAGACUUUCUCAAAUUGCCAGCAGUUCUAAUGCUAAUCUUGCAUUCCUAGAUGGUCAAAGUUUCCUCCAGUUCUUCCCUUGUUUUUUCCCUGCAGAUUGGAAAUUUAAAAACAGAGUUUCAUGGGAUCCAGAGUUGGGUACUACCUGCCAUAUGGCAGCUUGGUUUGUGCUUUUCUGGCAGUAUCUUCAAGAUCGGUCUUACGAUUUAUCAAUAUUCAGUGAAUGGCCUAUAUUGCCAUCUAGUUCAGGACACCUUUAUAGAGCUUCAAAAUUCUCAAAGUUGCUUGAUGCAGAAAACUUAUCCAAUACUAUGAAAGAAAUUCUUGUAAAAAUUGGCUGUAAAAUACUAGAUUCGAACUUUGUGGUCAGACAUUCAGAUCUAUCUCUAUAUGUGUAUAAUGGCGAUGCUGCUGGUAUUCUGAAUUCAAUUUUUGAGUCCAUUUGUUCAAACUAUAAUCAGUUGCAGAUUCUUUUUCAAGAUUUAUCUGUCGAUGAGAAAACUGAGCUCUAUCAUUUUUUCCUUGAACCAAAGUGGUAUUAUGGCUGCUCUCUGUCUGAUCUUCACAUAAAGAAUUGCAGAAAGCUACCUAUUUUCAGAGUCUAUGCUGGGGAAGUUACAAAUAAUCCCCAGUUUUCUAAUUUGGAAAGCCCUGAGAAGUACUUACCACCUGCUGAUAUACCUGAAUACUUUCUAGGUGGUGAGUUUGUCCUCUGUACAUCUCUCAGUGUGGAAGAGAUUUUGCUAAGAUAUUAUAAAGUUGAACGCAUGCAAAAGCCAAAAUUUUACAGACAACAUGUUUUGAAUAAACUAGGUGAACUGCGACCAGAUAUGCGUGAUGUAAUCAUGCUGUCCAUCCUUAAAGAGCUACCUCAACUUUGCGUGGAUGAUCCAUCAUUCAAAGAGUCUGUAAGGACGUUAAAAUUUGUUCCAACUAUCAAUGAUGGAUUAAAAACUGCUCAAUCUCUUUAUGAUCCUCGUGUAGAAGAACUAUAUGCUCUUCUUGAAGAUUCAGAUAGUUUUCCUUGUGGCUUAUUUCAAGAUCCUGGUAUUCUGGAUAUGCUUCUGUGUCUGGGUUUAAGGACAUCAGUAUCUGUUGACACAAUCAUGCAAAGUGCUCGCCAGGUUGAAUCAUUAAUGUACAAGGAUCAGUCUAAGGCUAAUUUGCGGGGUAAGGUCCUUCUUUCCUACCUUGAAGUUAACGCAGUUAAAUGGCUGUAUAAUGCAUCACCUGACAGUCGAACAAAGGUCAGGACUAUGUUUUCAAAAGUCGCUACGGCAAUCAAGCCUCGUGACGUGCCUUCGGAGGUCGAUCUUGAAAAAUUCUGGACUGAUUUGAGAGCGAUUUGCUGGUGCCCAGUGCUGACAACAUCUCCUCAUUCAGCUUUGCCAUGGCCUUCAGUGAGAUCAAUGGUUGCUCCCCCUAAGCUCGUUAGAGUAAAGUCAGAUAUGUGGCUUGUUUCUGCAAGCACACGUAUCCUCGAUGGUGAAUGUUCAUCAUCAGCCCUUUCUUUGGGGUUGGGUUGGUCUUUGCCUCCUGGGGGGAGUGUAAUUGCUGCCCAGCUACUUGAACUAGGAAAAAAUAAUGAGCUUGUGACUGAUCAGAUGCUUCGGCAAGAGCUCGCAUUAGCAAUGCCAAAAAUAUACUCUCUGCUAGCAAAAUUGAUUGGAUCAGAUGAAAUGGAUAUUGUGAAAGCAGUUCUUGAAGGGUGUCGGUGGAUUUGGGUGGGAGAUGGGUUUGCAACUGCAACAGAAGUUGUCCUUAGUGGCCAUCUUCAUCUAGCUCCUUACAUUCGAGUCAUUCCAGUUGAUCUUGCGGUUUUUAAGGAAUUGUUCUUGGAACUUGGCGUGAAGGAAUAUUUGAAUCCUAUUGAUUAUGCCGACAUUCUUUGUCGAAUGGCUACUAGAAAGGGUUGCACUCCACUUGAUGGUCCAGAACUUAGAGCAGCCAUUCUGGUAGUACAGCACCUGGCUGAAGUUCAGUUUCUCGAUUUGCGGGUUCAGAUUUAUUUACCUGAUACGUCAUCUAGACUGUUUCUAUCAACUGAUCUAGUUUUCAAUGAUGCUCCUUGGCUGCUUGAUCUAGGAGAGGGCAUAUUUGGAAAUACAUCUAAUGUUACUCUGAAUUCAAAGAGAAAUGUCCAUAAUUUCGUCCAUGGUAACAUCUCAAAUGAUGUUGCAGAAAAACUUGGUGUUCGCUCUCUUCGUCGGCUACUGCUUGCUGAGAGUUCUGAUUCCAUGAACUUGAGCUUGUCUGGUGUUGCUGAAGCCUUUGGACAGCACGAAGCCUUGACAACAAGACUCAAACAUAUUGUUGAAAUGUAUGCUGAUGGGCCAGGGAUUCUUUUUGAACUUGUACAAAAUGCAGAGGAUGCACGGGCUUCUGAGGUGGUUUUCCUGUUGGAUAAAACUCAGUAUGGAACUUCAUCUAUUCUUUCUCCGGAGAUGGCUGAAUGGCAGGGUCCUGCCCUAUAUUGUUUCAACAACUCUGUAUUUAGUCCACAGGACCUCUAUGCUAUUUCACGUAUUGGUCAAGAUAGCAAACUUGAAAAACCUUUUGCUAUAGGGAGGUUUGGGCUUGGUUUCAAUUGUGUUUAUCACUUUACAGAUAUUCCUGGCUUUGUUUCUGGGGAUAACAUUGUUCUUUUUGACCCUCAUGCAUGCCAUCUUCCUGGAAUCUCUCCAACUCACCCAGGCCUGAGGAUAAAAUUUGUCGGAAGAAGGAUCUUAGACCAGUUUCCUGAUCAGUUCUCUCCAUUCUUGCACUUUGGUUGUGAUUUACAACAAUCAUUUCCUGGUACCCUUUUUCGCUUUCCUCUCAGGAAUGAAAUGGCUGCUUCUAGAAGUCAAAUAAAGAGAGAAAAAUAUUCCCCUGAAGAUGUAGAGUUGCUUUUCUCUUCAUUUUCUACAGUUGUAUCUGAGACUUUGCUUUUUCUUCGUAAUGUCAAAAAGAUCAGUGUUUUUGUGAAAGAGGGGCCUGGAAAUGAUAUGCAGCUCAUUCAUCGUGUUUCUAAACAGAAUAUUAGUGGGCUUGCGAAAGAACCACAUCCACUUCAUGCGAUGCUCAAUUUUGUUAAUGGAAUCCAGCAAAACGGAAUGGAUAAAAACCAAUUUUUGAGUAGGUUGGAUAAGACCAUGGACAGAGAUCUGCCAUGGUGUUGUCAGAAAGUUGCAGUUAUGGAAGAAAGUCCAUCUAACCGCAUUGCACAUCACUGGAUGAUCAGUGAAUGUAUUGGUGGAGGAAAUGCUAAAAAUAAAUCUGUCAGCUUGGGUAACAGAUCACAUAAUUUUAUUCCUUGGGCAUCUGUCGCCGCAUACCUUCAUUCUGUAAAUGUUAAUGAUGCAGAUGAUUCUGAGAAUUCUGAAGGAGCUUUGCAAUCUUGUGAAAAUUCAAUGCAAGACAGGAAACAUGUUGAUGGACGAGCUUUUUGCUUCCUGCCUCUACCAAUCAUUACUAGCCUUCCAGUACAUAUUAAUGCGUAUUUUGAAUUAUCAUCUAACAGACGAGAUAUCUGGUUUGGUAAUGACAUGGCAGGAGGCGGGAAGACACGUUCCGAGUGGAAUAUCUGCCUUCUUGAAGAUGUUGUUGCUCCUGCUUACAGUCGGUUGCUUGGUUGCAUUGCAGAAGAGAUUGGUCCAUCUGAUCUGUUCUUUUCGUUUUGGCCCACUUCUUCAGGGCUUGAGCCAUGGGCAUCAAUGGUGCACAAGUUCUAUCUGUCAACUGCUGAUCUUGGACUUCCUGUUUUGUAUACAAAAGCUAGAGGAGGACAGUGGAUCUCAACAAGGCAAGCUAUUUUCCCUGAUUUUACAUUUCCUAAGGCAGUUGAACUUGCUGAGGCAUUAUCAGAUGCUGGUUUGCCCAUGGCCACAGUCUCUGAGCCAAUUGUAGAUAGAUUUAUGGAGGCUUGCCCGUCUCUACAUUAUUUGAAUCCCUGCCUACUGAGGACUUUGUUGAUUCGUCGCAAGCGUGGUUUUAAGGACAAGGAAGCGAUGUUGAUUGCAUUAGAGUAUUGUUUGACUGACAUGAAAGGAUCAUCAUUCUCUGAUAAUUUGGUUGGACUACCUUUGGUUCCUUUGGCAACUAGCUCAUUCACUAUGUUUAGUAAGCGAGGAGAGGGUGAAAGAAUAUUCAUUACAUCGCCAAUAGAAUAUGAUCUUCUUAAGAAUUCAGUCCCACAUCUUCUUGUAGACCGUGCAAUUCCAAGUGGAGUUUUCAAGAAGUUACAAGAUAUUGCUCAGUCGGGGUUGACAAAUAUGUAUGAGUUGACAUGCCAUUCUCUUGUGGAACUCUUCCCUAGGAUUCUUCCAGCUGAAUGGGAGCAUGCUAAGCAGGUGUCUUGGGAUCCUGGUCAACAAGGCCAACCGACUUUAGAAUGGAUUGGGAUGCUGUGGAGCUAUUUGCGGUCUUCAUGCACUGACCUUAAGAUAUUUUCCAAAUGGCCCAUACUGCCUGUUGGGAGUGGCCAUCUCUUUCAGCUUUCUGAAAGUUCAUAUGUAAUUAGAGAUAAAGAAUGGAGUGAGAACAUGUCUUCUUUAUUGCAGAAACUAGGAUGUGUCUUUUUAAGGUCUGAUCUUCCACUAGAUCACCCUCAGUUAAAGUACUUCGUUCAGGAUGCAACAGCCAGUGGCAUUAUAAAUGCUGUGCAAGCAGUUGGUUCCAAUUUACUCGAUUUUAAGGAGUUGUUCUUGAAUGCCUCCAGAGGAGAAAUGCAUGAGCUUCGGAGUUUUAUUUUCCAGUCUAAGUGGUUCUCUGCAGAUCAGAUGAAUUCGAAGCAUAUUGAGACUAUCAAGCAUCUUCCAAUAUUUGAGGCUUACAGAAGCAGAAAGCUCACAUGUUUAACUAACCCCUCAAAGUGGCUCAAACCAGAUGGUAUACACGACGAUCUUCUGGAUGACAAUUUUAUACAAACAGAUUCAGAUAGGGAAAAGAGCAUCCUAAGAUGCUAUGUAGGUAUUAAAGAAGCUUCAAGAGCUGAAUUUUACACGGAACACGUGCUAAACCAUAUGUCAAGAUUCCUUUCAGAGCCAGGCAUUCUUUCUGCAAUCCUACAUGAUGUAAAGCUUUUAAUGGAACAGGAUACUGCAAUAAGAACUGCAAUAUCUGAAAUCCCUUUUGUUUUAGCAGCCAAUGGGUCCUGGCAACAUCCUUCCAGGCUAUAUGAUCCUCAUGCACCAGGGUUGCAGAAUUUGUUGCACAAAGAAGUUUUCUUUCCUUGUGACAAGUUUUUAGAUGCUGGCAUACUCGAAUUAUUAGCAAGUAUGGGACUUAAGAGAGCCUUGAGUUUUACUUGUUUACUUGAUAGUGCCAGAUCAGUGUCGAUGUUGCAUGAUUCAGGGAACGUGGAUGCACUCACUCGUAGUCAGAGGUUACUUGUUUAUCUGAAUGCUCUUGGGUCCAAGCUCUCAGAUGCUAAUGUUGAACCAAGUAACCAAGACACUGCUAGUCUAAUGCUAAACAAGACUGCUGGUUCACUUGAUGAAGAAACACAGGAUGAAAUGCAAAAAGAUGGGUAUGAUAUAUGCGAUCAGGACGUGCAAUUCUUUCUUUCCAAUUUCAUUUCUGAUUUAUCAGAAGAGGAAUUUUGGUCAGAAAUUAGGACCAUUGCAUGGUGUCCUGUUUCUAUUUCUCCACCUUUUCGUGAACUUCCAUGGUUCGCAUCAGAUAAACAUGUUGCACCUCCAAACAUCACGAGACCUAGAUCACAGAUGUGGAUGGUCUCAUCCAAAAUGCGAAUUCUGGACAGUGAUUACUGCUCAAAUUACAUACAACACAAACUUGGCUGGCUAGACUCACUGGAUGUAGAAGUUCUCACCACUCAGUUAGUUGAGAUCUCCAAGUCCUACAAUGAUCUUAAACUGCAACAUGAAGAAGAAUCUUUUAUUGAUGCUAUUUUAGAAAGGGAAAUCCCAUCAAUAUAUUCAAAAUUGCAGGGAUUUGUUGAUACUGAUGAUUUCAAAAUUCUGAAAGAGGCUUUGGGUGGUGUUUCCUGGGUAUGGAUAGGGGAUAAUUUCAUAUUACCACAAGCACUUGCAUUUGACUCUCCUGUAAAAUAUCCUCCUUAUCUAUACGCUGUACCAUCCGAACUUUCAGAUUUCAGAGACUUGCUCUCAAAGUUGGGUGUGAAAUCAACCUUUGAUGCCAUCGAUUAUGUUCGUGUCCUACAAUGCCUGCAACACGAUCAGAAAGAAGAACCAUUAUCAGAUGAGCAGUUGAGUUUUGUACAUCGCGUUUUGGAAGCUUUUGCCGACUGUUCUGCCGAACAUCCUUUAGAUGAUUCUUUGAUGAACUCACUAUUGAUUCCUGAUUCUUCUGGGGUUUUAAUGCAUCCUUCUAAUCUUGUGUAUAAUGAUGCACCGUGGUUGGAGAAAAAUGGUUCCAAUGCAAAGCAUUUUGUACAUCCUUGUAUUACUAAUCAUCUAGCACAAAAGCUGGGGAUUCAAUCCCUUCGCUGCUCGUCAUUAGUUGAGGAAGAGAUGACUAGGAAUUUACCGUGCAUGGAUUAUGCUAGAAUAUGUGACCUUCUAGCUUUAUAUGGGGACGUCAAUUCUAUGUUGUUUGACCUUCUAGAGAUGGCGGAUUGCUGCAAGGCGAAGAAACUGCAUUUGAUAUAUGAUAAACGUGAACAUUCAAGACAAUCUUUAUUGCAGCAUAAUCUUGGUGACUUCCAAGGUCCUUCUCUGACCGUAGUACUGGAAGGGGCCACUUUGAGCGUGGAAGAUGUGUGUGGUCUUCAGUUACCUCCUCCAUGGAAAAUUCAGGGCAAUGCACUCAAUUAUGGGCUAGGAUUGAUUAGCAGUUACUUCAUAUGUGAUCUCCUGACAAUUAUUUCAUCAGGCUACUUCUUCAUUUUCGAUCCUCUUGGUCUGGCCCUUGCAACAACAUCAAAUACUGGUCCCGCAGCCAAACGAUUCUCCUUGAUAGGGACAGGUUUGAUGGAGAGAUUCCAUGAUCAGUUUAAUCCAAUGCGUAUUAGACAGGGUCUUUCAUCGUCCACCUCUGAUUCAACAGUUAUACGUAUGCCUUUAUCAUCAAAAUACUUGAAAGAGCUUGAAAAUGGUUCUAAGAGAGUAAAGCUCAUCUUUGACCAUUUCAUUAGCCAUGCAUCUUCAUCACUUCUGUUCUUAAAAUCAGUUUUACAGGUCUCAUUAUCAACAUGGGAGGAGGGAAAUUUACAACCAUCCUUGGAGUAUUCUGUUUCUAUUGACCCAUCAUCUUCUAUUAAGAGGAAUCCUUUUUCCGAAAAGAAAUGGAGGAAGUUUCAGCUAUCUAGAUUAUUUAGUAGUUCAAGUGCAGCUAUAAAAAUGCAUAUUAUAGCUGUUUGUGUGAUUCAUGGUGAUAGAAAUUUCAUUGACGAAUGGCUUGUUGUGCUUUGCUUGGGAUCUGGACAAACACGUAAUAUGGCUCUUGAUAGGCGGUAUCUCCCUUACAACCUGACGCCGGUUGCUGGCAUUGCUGCGCACAUUUCUCAUAAUGGACGACCUAAAACUGCUCCCUCAUCCAGCUGCGUUCUUUCUCCUCUUCCCUUAUCUGGAGCUAUAAGCAUUCCUGUGACUGCUCUUGGAUAUUUCCUUGUAUGUCACAAGGGUGGGCGCUAUCUUUUCAACCGUCCAGAUGAAAUGAGUCUGCAAGAUCUGCAGUAUGAUGCUAAGAGUCAGUUAACUGAGGCUUGGAAUAAAGAACUAUUAUUAUGUGUUCGUGAUUCUUAUGUUGAAAUGGUUUUGGAAUUUCAAAAGCUCAGGAAGGAUCCCUUAACUUCUUCGAUUGAAACUGGUGCUGCACGGGCUAUAAGUUAUACUUUGCAGGCAUAUGGUGAUAAAAUUUAUUAUUUCUGGCCAAGAUCUAGACAGAGACCAGCAACCUCUUAUGAAAUUGAUGCUGUUGGCCAGAGUUCAAGUUUAACUAAAGCAACUGAAGCUGAUUGGGAAUCAUUAAUUGAACAAGUGAUAAGGCCAUUUUAUGUGCGUCUUGUCGAUCUUCCUGUCUGGCAGCUUUAUAAUGGAAAUGCUGUGAAAGCUGAUGAAGGCAUGUUUUUGUCUCAACCAGGGAGUGAAAAUGGUGAAAACUUGCCACCAUCUACAGUUUGUAAUUUCAUUAAAGAACAUUACCCAGUAUUUUCUGUGCCAUGGGAAUUGGUCAAGGAACUUCAGGCUAUUGGAGUGAAGGUGAGAGAAAUCAAGCCUAAAAUGGUCCGAAAUCUACUUAGGUCUUCCAAAUCUGUUCAUCUUCGGUCUAUUGAAGCAUAUGUAGAUGUAUUGGAUUAUUGUUUGUCUGAUAUUCAACUGCAGAGGUCGUCAGAAUUGGUUGGGAGCGGUGCAUCUGCAGUGAAUAAUAGUUCCGACGAUGUAGUUGGUAUGCCAGUUGAAACUCUCCAUAUGCCUAUGAAUGCAGCACCUUCAUCAAACUCAGACAUGCAAAGGUCACAUUAUGGUAUUUCCCAGAGCUCAAGCACUUCAGGGGGUGAUGCACUUGAAAUGGUAACAUAUUUUGGCAAGGCUCUAUAUGACUUCGGUCGUGGGGUUGUCGAGGAUAUUGGCAGGGCAGGUCCUCUUUCUGAUACAUCAAUAACAGAUCGAUCAUUGCCAUCCAUAGCAGCUGAGCUCAAAGGGAUGCCAUUUCCAACUGCAGCCAACAGCCUUGCAAGAUUGGGUACGAUUGAACUGUGGGUUGGGAACAAGGAGCAGCAACUGCUCAUGCGUCCUCUAGCAGCUCAUUUUAUUCACCCACAAUGCUUAGAGAAAUCUCUUCUGGCCGAGUUUCUCUCCGACCAGACUAUCAACAGGUUUUUGAAGAUGAAGAGUUUCUCUCCACUGUUGCUAUCGGGUCAUAUGAAGUAUCUCUUUGAUGAACAAUGGGUGAAUCGUGUUGUUGCUAGUAACAAUGCUCCUUGGGUUUCAUGGGAUAACAAUACAACUUCAUCAAGUGGAUCUCCAACUCCUGAAUGGAUACGUCUCUUCUGGAAAGUCUUUUGGGACUUGAAGGCUGAUCUUUCCUUUGUUUCUGAUUGGCCUUUAAUUCCUGCAUUUUUAAAUCAUCCAGUUUUAUGCCGCGUUAAAGAGAACCGACUAGUAUUUGUACCACCAAUUGCUGAACUGCCACUUAUUCCCACUGUUCCAAACUCAAGUAGUGAAGAUGCUGAGGUGUUGUGGACUUCUGGGAAUAAUGUUGCAGAAUUUGAAAUGCUGGAGCCUACUGGUAAUGAAGUUGUGGAAUCUGAACUAAACAAGUCUUAUUUAAAUGCAUUUGAAUUGAUGAAAACAAGAUAUCCCUGGUUACUGGGUCUAUUGAAUCAGUUGAAUAUACCUGUAUAUGAUAUGUCAUUCAUAGACUGUGGAGCAUCUUACUUUUUUCCUGCACCUGGUCAAUCACUUGGGCAGGUAAUUGUAUCCAGGUUACUUGCCAGUAAACUUGCUGGUCAUUUUUCUGAGCCAACUCAUUUGUUGAAUGAGGACCGCGAUAGACUAUUCACCCUAUUUGCGUCUGAUUUUAUACCAUCGGAAGGAUGUGUAUACAAAAGAGAAGAGCUAGACAUGUUGAGAGAACUUCCUAUAUAUAAAACAGUCAAAGACACCUAUACAAGGUUGCUGGGUUUUGAUAAAUGUAUAGUUUCUCCAACUGCAUUUUUUCAUCCUCGUGAUGAACGAUGUCUCGCUUAUUCGAUGGAUGCAAGUAUGUUUCUGCAUGCUCUUGGAGUCAGUGAGCUAAGUGAUCAGGAAGUGCUUGUGAAAUUUGCUUUACCUGGAUUUGACCAAAAACCUUCCAGAGAACAGGAGGAUAUUUUGUUAUAUGUUUAUCAGAAUUGGAAAGAUCUGCAGCUAGAUUCUGCUACUGUGGACGCUUUGAAGGAGACUAAUUUUUUACGGAAUGCAAAUGAACUUUGCUUGGAGUUAUUCAAACCAAGGGACCUGCUUGAUCCAAGUGACCCUUUACUUACAUCGAUUUUCUUGGGGGAGCAGAACAGGUUUCCUGGUGAGAGAUUCACAGCAGAUGGAUGGCUUCAUAUUUUACGGAAAGUAGGCCUUCGGACAUCCUCAGAAGGUGACAUGAUAGUUGAAUGUGCACAAAAAAUAGAACUGCUCGGGAAAAAAGCGAUGACAGAUACAGCAGAUCCUGAUGAUUUUGAGGCAGAAUUUUCUGGUAAUAGAAAUGAGGUUUCAUUUGAAUUAUGGUCCCUAGCUGGAUCUGUUGUGGAUUCAAUAUUUUCCAACUUUGCAACUCUGUAUGACCAUAGUUUUUGUGAAAAGAUUGGGAAGAUUGCAUUUGUACCGUCUGAAAAAGGUCUUCCUAGUAUUGGUGGUAAAAAAGGUGGAAAAAGGGUCCUCUCUUCAUAUAUGGAAGCAAUAUUGUUGAAAGAUUGGCCUCUGGCCUGGAGUUCUGCUCCCAUUCUUACUAAGCAGAAUGUCAUUCCUCCUGAAUAUUCAUGGAGUGCAUUUCAUUUUAGGAGUCCUCCUGCAUUUUCAGUAGUUUUGAAGCAUUUACAGAUUGUUGGAAGAAAUAAUGGUGAAGAUACCCUCGCACACUGGCCAAUGACAUCAGGCAUGAUGACAGUUGAAGAUGCAUCAUUUGAAAUUUUAAAAUAUCUCGACAAGAUUUGGGGCACACUGUCUUCUUCAGAUAUUGUGGAGUUGCAGAAAGCAGCAUUCAUUCCAGUUGCAAAUGGCACUCGCUUGGUCACAGUGAAGUCUUUGUUUGUUCGUCUGACAAUUAAUCUUUCACCAUUUUCAUUUGAACUCCCUAGUCUUUACCUUCCAUUUGUAAACAUCCUUAAAGAAAUGGGGAUACAAGAGGUUCUUUCCAUUACCUAUGCAAGAGAUCUUCUGUUAAACAUCCAAAAGUCAUGUGGGUAUCAACGUCUUAAUCCAAAUGAACUCCGUGCUGUGAUGGAGAUCUUGAAUUUUAUUUGUGACGGGGAAAUGCAGGCAAGGUCAGACAGAUCAGAGUGGAUAUGUGAUGCUAUAGUGCCAGAUGAUGGAUGCAGGCUUGUCCUAGCAAGAUCUUGUGUAUAUGUUGACCCCUACGGAUCCCAAUUUCUUGGCAACAUAGACACUUCGAGGUUAAGAUUUUCUCACCCAAUGCUUCCUGAAAAUAUUUGCAUAACCCUGGGCAUAAAAAAGCUUUCUGAUAUUGUUACGGAGGAAUUAGAUGAUGAGCUGCAACUGCAAGUCAUGGAUCAGAUAGGAUCAAUUCCUGUCAAUAAUAUAACAGAGAAGCUCCUGAGUAAAUCAUUACAAGAUGCUGUGUGGAUUUUGAUUAAUAGUUUAACCAAUCAUUUCCCUUCAUUCAAAGGGAUGGCUUCCUCACAAAUACAGAAUUUACUCGGGCAUAUAGCAAAAACUUUGCAGUUUGUUCAAUGUCUCUACACUCGGUUUAUUCUACUUCCAAAAUACCAAGAUGUUACACGGACAACCAAGGGCUCUGUUAUUCCUGAAUGGGAGGGCUCCAGGAAGCAUCGAACUGUCCAUUUUAUCGACAAGUCAAAAUCCCGUAUUUUAGUUGCAGACCUUCCAAGUUAUAUGUCUAUCUAUGAUGUGAUUGCUGUUGUUGUCAGCCAAGUGUUGGAGGCACCAGCAACAUUACCUAUUGGACCCCUCUUUGCUUGCCCAAAUGGCUCGGAGAAAGCAAUCCUUAAUGCACUUAAGCUCGGCUCUGAAAGGGGAGUGAGUAAACAUGAAGGCAGGAAUCAAACAUUAGUCGGAAAGGAGUUAUUUCCACAGGAUGCUCUAUUGGUGCAGUUCCUUCCCAUGCGUCCAUUUUAUACUGGGGAAAUAGUGGCAUGGAAGACAGGACGAGAUGGGGAAAAACUUAGGUAUGGCAGAGUUCCAGAAGAUGUAAGGCCAACUGCUGGUCAAGCACUUUACAGAUUUCCUGUGGAAAUUGCACAUGCAGAGACCCACGUUUUACUAUCUACUCAAGUUUUCUCAUUUAGAAGUGUCUCAAUGGAAGAUGAGGCUUCCACAUCGUUCACACAAGUGGAGAAUGAAGCUAUAAUUGAUAAUACUAUGUCGCAUAUCCAGGAAACCGAGGAUGGUGUAAAUAGGAAACAAGCACAUCAGGUUGCCAAUGAGCUGCAGUAUGGAAGAGUGUCUUCAACGGAACUUGUGCAAGCAGUCCAUGACAUGCUUUCAGCUGCUGGGAUCAAUAUGGAUGUUGAGAAGCAGACACUUAUUCGGACAACUCUUACUCUGCAAGAACAGGUGAAAGAAUCUCAGGUGGCCCUCUUGGUCGAGCAGGAAAAAGCUGAUGCAGCCAUCAAAGAAGCUGAUGCAGCCAAAUCAGCAUGGUCAUGCCGAAUAUGUCUGAGUGCUGAAGUCAAUACUACCAUUGCCCCUUGUGGUCACGUUCUCUGUCACAGAUGCUCCUCUGCUGUGACCCGUUGCCCAUUUUGUCGCUGCCAAGUUUCCAAAACAAUCAAAAUUUAUCGACCAUAAGAAUUUCUCUAUCACAUGCUGAAUCAAAUACGACUCUCAUGCCCCUUUAAAUUGAAGGGGAUGAAUGACAAUGUGGUAGUUUAGUUAGGGUCCCCAUAGUUUCCUCAAAAGUGUUUUGAUAGUGUAUAAAGUUCAUGUAAAGAAAUCAAUUAUCAUUCAUUCGAACCACUAACAUUUGAAUUCAGCAGUGUAAAUAGAAAGAUCCAACGUUGAGAAUGUACAGUCAAAUGUUUGAAAAGCUAUAGUAAGGAGGAUCCCCAGCCCGUUUGGUCAGCUGAGAUAUUGAAGUAAGAUAUUCCCUUGUACAAAUUAAGCAUGUAAUACGUUAGCAUCAAGAACAAAAUUAAGUUCCUGCAGUAAGAUAUCUUAUUGCUUUCUAUUGUUAGUAAAGUCAGUGAAUCAAAUUA